CUUGGGCUGGCUCGAAAAGGCAAACAAAUAAAAGGAAGAGUAUUAGCUGCCUAGAGAUCUACGGUUCGCGGACUUGCAGUCGGCUAUCGCCGGCGACACGCGUCAGGAGUGCCGACCGACUCGGACGCUGCAUGACAUCGCUGGCCUCGCGCUGAAUCGGCGUCAGCUCCCACUGCGCUCUUGAUCCGAUAGCUUCGUGGGCUCGACACACACGGCAGAGGGAGAAGAAGCGCUGAGCAUCCCGACGUUCAUAUAUCAUUCCAGUGGAAAAGCGUGCUCUUCAAACGACCGUAUCCCGAAGAGCGAGCGCCGCUUGGGAUAAGAAAUGGCUGCAAAUUCUGUUCCCACUGUGACACUUUCGACGGGGUUCAAGAUUCCAAUUAUUGGCCUUGGAACGUGGCAGUCAGACCCAGGCAAGGUGGAGGAAGCAGUGAAGAUUGCCAUUGAUACGGGCUACCGGCAUUUUGAUUGUGCCCUUAUUUAUCAAAAUGAAAAUGAAGUGGGCAGCGCCGUCAGUGCAAAGAUUGCUGAUGGUACCGUGAGUAGGGAAGACCUCUGGAUCACCAGCAAGCUCUGGUGCACCUACUACACUCGUGCCAGAGCAGUUGAAGGAUGCCAGCUGUCUCUGAAACUUCUGGGUCUGGAAUACCUGGACCUCUACCUCAUGCACUGGCCAUUUGGUUAUAAGGAUGGCGACGACUUCUUUCCACGUGACGCCGCGGGGGAAAUAAUUGAUAGCGAUGUCGAUUACGUUGAAGUUUGGAAGGGAAUGGAAGACUGCGUUGCCCAGGGCUUGGUGCGAAGCAUAGGUGUCUGCAACUUCAACAAGCAGCAAAUGGACAGACUUUAUGAGUCUGCUUCAAUAAAGCCAGCCGUUCUACAGGUGGAGUGUCAUCCGUAUUUGAACCAAAGUGAGCUGCUCAGCUUCUGCCGAGAGCACAACAUGGCAUUAACUGCUUACAGCCCACUUGGCUCCCCUGAACGACCCUGGGCAAAUCCUGACGAACCAACCCUCUUAGAAGAUCCUGUCAUCAAGUCUAUUGCUGAGUCCCACGGAAAGACAUCAGCUCAGGUUUUGAUUCGUUAUCAAGUUGAGAGAGGAGUAGUCGUCAUUCCAAAAAGUGUCACAAAGGAGAGGAUCAUUGAAAACUUUGAUAUAUUUGACUUCAAUCUUACUCCUGAGGAGAUGGAAGCCAUUGAUGGGUGCAACAAAAAUUUCAGAUAUGUUCCUGUGACCUGGUCAAUUAAGCACAAGUACUACCCUUUUCAUGAAACAGCAUAAAUUUUCAGCUCUGAUUUGUGUUGUUCUCAAUGACACCGGUUCACACGUAGGCAGUAGUGCUUGACCAUUUAGAAAUAGUUUUAUUUGGAGGCAGAUAUAUACAGGGACUGUGCUAGAGUUGUCGAUAUAAGCAUGGCCUUAAGGAAAUCUUUAAAAAAAUGUAAUUCACACAAUCAUUCAUUUAAGUUAUUGCGGUGUUCAAUACGAUUACACAAUUAAACCCUGAUUCCCAGUGUAGAAGCCAUUUCAGCAACUACAACUACGAAGUAAUGGGCUAUUUUAGGAUAAGAAGUAGAAAUAAUUGUAAUUUGUCAAUACUGAGACCUUUCUGUUGUGCUUUGUAUGCAUGCGUAUUGUCAACGAUUGACUUAAUGUUGUAUACACCAAUAGCACAUUUCAUUCUUGAAAAAGGUGUUGCCACCAUGUCUAGUGACCGCGCAAUAUACUAUAAUCACGAAUGCAGUGCACCCUCCUUGACGCUUUAAACCUGCCUUUUACAAGGUGUGCAAAUACUGUUAUUCUAAAAAUAAAUA
This is a messenger RNA of Rhipicephalus sanguineus (brown dog tick), 1815 nucleotides long. RefSeq names its product aldo-keto reductase family 1 member B1. The record is from RefSeq and is a predicted model, not a curated record. The transcript is spliced from 11 exons. The coding region runs from base 326 to 1282 and encodes 318 amino acids. Gene Ontology annotation, cellular component: cytosol. NCBI's taxonomy places the organism in Eukaryota, Metazoa, Arthropoda, Arachnida, Ixodida, Ixodidae. Gene Ontology annotation, molecular function: aldose reductase (NADPH) activity.